AUGUUCUCCAAGGCUUUGUCAAUUGCCACCAUUGCGCUUGCCGCUUCGGCAUCUGCUCAGACCUUCACCGCCUGCAACCCUUUGAAGAAGACGUGCCCUGCUGAUCCAGCCUUCGGCAAGCAAACAACCUGCGACUUCACCAAGGGUGCCUGCUCCGCAUUCAAGGAAGCCGAUGGUACUAAGCUUUCCUACAAGGACAAUGGUGCCGUCUUCGCCAUCCAGACGGAGACCAACGCUCCCACCAUCAGCACCGGAAAGUACAUCUUCUUCGGUAAAGUUGAGGUAGUCAUGCAGGCUGCCCCCGGUGCUGGUAUCGUUACCUCGUCCGUCCUGCAGUCCGAUGAUCUUGAUGAGAUUGACUGGGAGUUCGUCGGCUCUGACAACGCUCAGGUUCAGACCAACUACUUCAGCAAGGGUGACACCAGCACCUAUGACCGUGGCGCGUACCAUCCUGUUGGCAACCCUACUGGCUCAUUCCACACGUACACCGUCGAGUGGACUUCUACGCAGGUCAACUGGAUGAUUGACGGCAAGAGCGUUCGUGUCUUGAGCGCCGCUGCUGUCGGUGGCAAGUUCCCCCAGACUCCCAUGCAGAUCAAGCUUGGAACCUGGUGCGCUGGUGGCAAGAACUCUCCUGAGGGUACCCGUCAGUGGGCUGGUGGUUUCACCGACUUCUCCAAGGCUCCUUUCAACGCCUACUACAAGAGCGUCAGCAUCACCGACUACGCUGGCAAGGACAGCCCUGCCAACGGUGGUAUCAAGGAGUACAUCUACGGUGACAACACCGGCACCUGGCAGAGCAUCAAGGUCGUCAAGGGCGAUGGCAGCAGCGACGACUCUUCAUCCUCCGCUUCUUCCACCAAGGCUUCUGCCACCAACACCAAGACCAGCUCCGACAAGGCUUCUACCACCAAGGGCUCCGACUCAUCAAAGACUUCUGAUGUCAAGACUACCAUGACCACUGCCGCCUCUACUGGCUCUUCCAACUCUACUGGCAGCGCCACCGUUACCAGCCCUCCUCAGACCACUAGCUCUGCUCCCACCACUGUUCCUACCACCAGCGUCCCCGGUGCCGCUCCUCGCAGCGCUGCCGCCAUUGGCGGUGCUCUCCUGGUUGGUGCCGGUGUUGCUGUCGCCCAGCUUUUGCUGUAA
Molecule: messenger RNA, 1152 nt
Organism: Pochonia chlamydosporia 170
Lineage: Eukaryota; Fungi; Ascomycota; Sordariomycetes; Hypocreales; Clavicipitaceae
Product: cell wall glucanosyltransferase Mwg1
Exons: 3
Coding region: 1-1152 (383 amino acids)
Biological process (GO): carbohydrate metabolic process; fungal-type cell wall organization
Cellular component (GO): fungal-type cell wall
Molecular function (GO): hydrolase activity, hydrolyzing O-glycosyl compounds; glycosyltransferase activity
Source: RefSeq, a predicted model, not a curated record